AUGAAUUACAUUCCAGAACGUCUCGUGAAGGGCAUCCGACAAGCCAGAGACGCAAUGCCGAACCCUGUGGCUGGCAGCAACCCUACGAGCACAUUCACUUUACCGAACGGCAAGGUUACACAUGCUAUCGGCAAGCUGGCUCAAGCAGGUGUGGUUGAUGAUAGCGAUGGCGGACUCGGUCUAGCGACCACAACGACCAGCAUUCACGCCGAGAAAAUGACACACCUGACCAGCAAACUGGCACAAGCCGGUCUCUCCUCCUCCGACGAUGGCUCCAAACCGUCGAGCCACGGUCUCGCAACGAAGUACAUCAUCGUGAUUGCAGUUGUUGGUGCAGUGGUCCUCUCUGCUCUAUCAGUGGGUGCCGUCUUGUUGUGGAGAAGGUACAGGAGAAGGAGAGCGUACAACGUUGUUAGCAAAGGUGUCGAUGUCAAGGGCAAAGGCAAAUGCGCUACGCGGGACAAGGAAACCGAUAUGUUCAAUGCUGACAUGGCGGAAGCCGAUAGCUUCGACCCCAACGGUCACAAGCUCGGCGAGCGGAACUUCGAGAGUGGUUAUGACAAAGUCGAUACUGGAUAUGAAAGCACCGGGUACAAGGAUACUCCAGACCUAGGAGACCAAGGAGAAAAAAGUGGUGAUAAGAGCUCGAAUUUUGAGGCUUGA
Molecule: messenger RNA, 663 nt
Organism: Exophiala viscosa
Lineage: Eukaryota; Fungi; Ascomycota; Eurotiomycetes; Chaetothyriales; Herpotrichiellaceae
Exons: 1
Coding region: 1-663 (220 amino acids)
Source: RefSeq, a predicted model, not a curated record